AUGCAGCGAUAUAUCGUGAGGUCUUCUACCUCUUACGUCCCUAGGCUGACUCGAGCUUUCGCCCAAAAGGCUCAGUCCGAAACUAAAGGUGACCAGAAAUUUAAUGUCGCACCGGCAUUCCCAGAUGAUUUUGAGGACUCACCUUUGAAGUCCGAGAUUUUGGAGAAGCGAAACCGGGAUCAGGGGAUGAAGGACUCUGACCACCCCACGGUCUACGAGAUAUACGAAAGUAUCCAAGGAAAACCGCCCCGGCCCCUUAAAAGCACGAAGAAAACAGAUAAACCCGCCGAGAAGAAGCCGGAUCCUGCUGGAGAGGCGCGAGCGCCUGAGCUUGAUGAAUUGUAA
Molecule: messenger RNA, 345 nt
Organism: Penicillium robsamsonii
Lineage: Eukaryota; Fungi; Ascomycota; Eurotiomycetes; Eurotiales; Aspergillaceae
Exons: 3
Coding region: 1-345 (114 amino acids)
Source: RefSeq, a predicted model, not a curated record